ACUUUUCGUGACAAGCGUGAUCGAGCUUAGUCCCAUCAAAUCAACCAGGAAGAGAACCAAAAUGGGUGUUAAGAACCGCAAGAGAGAGCGUGAUACUGUGCAGGCCGAAAAUGUUGAAGAGGCUCCCGCGAAACGCCGCAAACAACUCAAUGAAGAACACCUGAAGCUGUCGAAGCUUUACGAGGACCUAGCAGCAGAAUCAGACGAAGUACGCUUUGAAGCUGCCAAACAGCUCAUUGUCAGGUUCUCACCCGAGAGCAAACCAGCUGCGAAAGAGGUGGAAACUGCGUUGACACGCUUGAUAAAGGGUCUUUGCAGUCAGAGGAAAGCGGCAAGAGUCGGUUUCUCGCUCACACUGACCGAACUGCUGCGUCAAGUAUUUGGUGGUGACAAGAUUGACGGUCUGGAUCAUGAUGUCCCGUCAAUCAUCAAAAUGGUUGAUGAGAAGACCGAGGUCGAGGGAAAUGUUCCUGGACGAGCCCGACGAGACCAUCUGAUCGGUAAACUUUUCGGAUACAAAGCUAUUAUGCAAUCUACAAUAGUCAUUGAACCGGAACUUUCCAUGGAAUGCUGGAACCAGCUUCUGGACCACAUCUAUGGAAUGGCACGCGACAUACCAUGGCUACGCGAAGAAUGUGGGUUAGUUCUCGUUGAAGCAGUGAAGAGUCUGAAGGCUCAGCCACAGUUCGAACAGUGCGCAGAGGAGGCAAUCAAACGUCUAACUCCAUUCAAACUUGUCAGUACGCCACAAGGCGUCGCGGUGUGGCUUACAGUGCGGACAAACUACGAGAAGAUUUUACCAGAGGGCGUUUGGCAUCAAAAAGAUCCUCUUUCUAAGAAGGAGCGAUCGCGGUUAGCAAAGCUUAUGAAGGAAGAUUUUCAUGUCGAUUCUGAGAACGCCAAAGACGGAACUAUCAAAUCUGCUGCUGCAAACCCAAACCCUACCUUUGCCUGGAAUCUGGUCUUUGGCGAAAUACUGCGGCGAGAUGAGGAGAGCAAGGGUAGCGCGAAAGAGCCAUCCAAACCCGAAUUUCCUCAGCUGUGGAUCGACAUUGUAGACAACAAUUUGUUUUCGACCACCUCCUCUCAUGAAAGAAAGUCGUGGGGCUUCAAACUAUUCAGCAACAUGAUUUCUCAGGUACCUGCGUGGGCCGUUCCCGCCUUGUUCAGUCCAAAUCUUAUGAGGACUGUCGUUAAUCAGAGCAAGAAAGACGAUAGGUUCCUUCACACAGCGGCACUCGCAGCUCUCAGGUCUGUACAGUCGAGGGUUGAAAGGGACAGCAACGCUGCCUUCCCCGUCGUUGUUGCGCUCACCACAAAACAUGGUAGCGUUGAUUUUGACAGGGCUACAAAAACCAAGACGCUCGAGCAAGUUCUUCUCUCGGCUGAUGAUAGUGCACUCAAGAAGAUCGUCCGACACCUGAAGUCCAUUAUCCUUCGGCCCGACACCGAGGAGCAGAAUGUUGCAGACAGUCGUCGACAGGUCAUCGCUGAUCUCCUCAUUAACACAAUAAAGCAGUUCAAGCGCUAUGAUGAACUAUCUGAAGAUACUCUCGAUGGCGACAACUGGCUUCGGGGUAUCGUUGAACUGCUGGUGGAGCAAGCAUAUUUCACCCCUUCAAAAGACGUGAAGACCAGCAAGGUACCUCUUCCUCCAAUCAGCGAAGCCAGCAGGACAAUGUUCCAAGAGCGUCUUUCCUCGAGUCUCACGAAGUUGCUUGGUGUCGAGGUUGGCACCAAGUCUUAUUUCGCCUCGAUGAUCAUAAACAUUGUUCGGGCUAAGAACGCAUCUACCAAGACGCUUGAGUCGAUUUUCAAGGCGGAACCGAAUGUCAUGGAAACAGUCCAGAAAGCAUUCGAGACUCUUGAUAAGAUCUCCAAAAAGGGAUCAAUUGCUGGCAACAAAAUGGCGGCAGAGGGUUUCAUACUUCUCUAUGCGUUGACAUUGCUGCAAGUCUACAACGGUGACGGUGAUGCCAUCAUGAUGCUCGACGAUCUUGAUGCGUCUCGCAAGGCUAUGGCAAAAGACAAGAACUCUGGCGAAGGCUCAGAUGCAUUUGUCGAGAUUGUUUUAUCCUUCCUCGGCAACCCACGCACCCUAUUUCGCAAGAUUGGUGAAGAGGUCUUCUCUAUCUUCGCAUCUGAGAUUGGCUCAGAGGGUUUACAGUCGCUUGCCGAGAUCCUGGACACGGAGGAGAACCUUGAAGGACAGAAAGAGUUGUUUAACCAAGGUGACGACGACACUGAACAUGACAAGUCUGACGAUGACUCUGGCGAUGCUUCGGAGAUGGACUCAGACGUCGAAAUGGUAGAUUCGGAUGUUGAGCUGGUUAAUGGUGAUGGUGACUCAGAGGACGAGUCUUCUGGGUCUGAUUCCUCGGACACUGACAGCAACGACAGCGAUGAUGAAGAUGAAGAAGAUGAUGCAGAGUUGACGCAGUUUAACAACCUCCUUCAGAUGACACUCGGAACAGCAAAAGCUGAUAUGGACGGUGACGACGAUUCCGACGAUUCCGACAUGGAUGAUGAGCAGAUGAUGGCCUUGGAUCCUCAACUUAGCAAAAUCUUCAAGCAGCGAAGCCAAGUCACAAGCAAGAAGAAGGACAGAGAAGAUGCAAAGCAGAACGUCGUCCAGUUCAAAUCGAGAGUCCUCGAUCUACUGGCGAUAUAUCUGGAGAAGCAGUACUCAAACGCACUCACACUGGAGGUCCUUCUGCCCAUACUACGCCGCACACGUGCGAGUGCAAAUAAGCAGUUGGCCGAGAAGAGCAGCAAGUUGCUCAAGACAUACUUCGAUACCCGCUCGAAGCACAAGGCUCCUCUGCCAAAGCCAGAAGCGAUUGAGACAGUGUGGGCAACACUGAAGGGUAUUCACGAGGAAGCGAAGAAUGGCGGUGGCGCCAAAGCUCACGCCGAUGUGUGCAGUAGCGCUAGCUUGCACGUGGUCAAGGUACUUGUGGGCCUCGAUAAAGCGAACUACUCCGGUGUUGUGGAUGUGUAUGCGGAGACACAGAAGCAGUGGUUUGCGGACAAAAAGUCGCCUCUCCAGCCAACACUGUUCACGCAAUUCCAGAACUGGUCGAUGAACGCCCAGAAGCAGAGCAAGUAGUAACAUAGACGUAUGCGAUACCAUCUAUUGCCAACAUCCGCAAACGCGUCAUCACGCCCCUCGUUCAGUGUCUUAACAGCUGCGUGUGACUUACAUAUUGAUAGCGAGAAUCUUGCCUGCGCGUAGCUAGUUUAACGGCAAGUCCUGCGCCUUGUACAUGUAUUACUCCAGUACAGCAAAGUAAUAUCGGCUGCAGUAGCGCAUAGCGCGGUCGUACCCGCAGAUCUGAACCUUGAUACUACACCUUCUAGAACUAGUCUGGC
Molecule: messenger RNA, 3372 nt
Organism: Boeremia exigua
Lineage: Eukaryota; Fungi; Ascomycota; Dothideomycetes; Pleosporales; Didymellaceae
Product: DNA polymerase phi-domain-containing protein
Exons: 4
Coding region: 62-3109 (1015 amino acids)
Biological process (GO): regulation of DNA-templated transcription
Cellular component (GO): nucleolus
Molecular function (GO): transcription factor binding; rDNA binding
Source: RefSeq, a predicted model, not a curated record